GGGCUUGGAGCCCCUGAUCCAGUGGGAGAUGUCCCUGCCCAUGGGAACAGGAUGGGCUUUGAGGUCCCUUCUGACUCAAACCAUCCCAUGAUUUCAUUAUAAUCCUCCCCGGUGCUCAGCGUGGGCAGCUCUAUUCAAGCCUGACAGGCAAAAGCAGAAGCAAAUGGCACUUGUUCCCUCUUUUCCUUCCUGGAGCUCUGCUGGGAGGCUUUUCCUCCAGCGCUGAGGGACGCUGGAAGCCACCCGGAGCAGCGCCGUGUCUGCUCGGAUGGAUGCGGAGCCUCUGCGGGCCUGGAGCUGGGCAGGGCACUGAGCUGGAGAGGCAGCACCGAGCUGGACUUGAUGAUCCCUGAUGUUUCCCACUGGGCUCUGGCUCUAGGAUGUUGGAGAACCCAGAGGAAGAGCUGACCACAGUGCGCGUCCAGGACCCCCGGGUGCAGAACGAAGGCUCCUGGAACUCCUAUGUGGAUUACAAAAUCUUCCUCCACACCAACAGUAAGGCCUUUACUGCCAAAACCUCAUGCGUGCGGCGCCGGUACCGUGAAUUCGUGUGGCUGAAGAGGCAGCUCCAGAAGAAUGCUGGCUUGGUGCCUGUCCCAGACCUGCCCGGAAAAUCUACCUUCUUUGUGGGCAGCACUGAUGAGUUCAUCGAGAAGCGGAGACAGGGGCUGCAGCAGUUCUUGGAGAAGGUUGUGCAGAACGUGGUCCUCCUCUCCGACAGCCGCCUGCACCUUUUCCUGCAGAGUCAGCUCUCCAUUCCCGAGAUAGAGGCGUGUGUGCAAGGCCAAGGCUCGCAGACAGUGACGGAAGCCAUCCUCCACUACGCCAUGUCCAACUGCGGCUGGGUGCAGGAGGAAGAGAGCCGCCCUGCGCUGCUGCCAGGAGGGAACCUGCACGGCAGCUGUGCCGGCCUGGGAAGCCCACAGGGUCCGAGGUGCCUGGAGCCCUUCCCGCACUGGAGCGACUUCGGCAUGGACGACAGCCACUCGGACAGUCCGGAGGAGCCAGCUGAGCCCCUGGGCGGACAGCGGGAGAUUCAGUAAACGGCUCUAGCGACCUCGCCUGCAUUCCCCGGGACCUGCAGCCCUCGCUGGAAGAGGGACCGCUGCCCUGCCCGAAGGGUGUCCAGGCUGGUGGGACUGGAGCUGCACUGGGAACAUGGCCUUGUCCCAAGCUCUGCAGUGUCUGGGGCUCAUGUGCUCUCCCUGAUGACUCCUGACUGUCCUCAAUGUCCCAGGCAGCGUUCCCAUCACUCUUCCCUUUGGAGAGGGGAUCUUGUGGUUAGUGAAACCUGUGUUUGUUGUUCCCAUGGCCUUUGCUCUCUGACUGAUGCAGGAGCAGGGCUGAAGUGGCAGUGGCAGCGAGGCUCUGUGUCUUUGGCACAUCCCUGCUCUGGGGCAGGGUGGGAUACGCUGGCUCACAUCCAGUGAAACGGAGGAAGGCCUUCCUUGGUGCAGGUGUGGGCUGGGAGCAGGGGCUGGCUGCUGCCCAGCAGUCUCUUCACUUCCCCAAAUUCCCCUCCAUGCCCCAGGUGGGGAAGGCUGCAUUUCCCUGGAACAGCUGUGCAGCUCCUGGAGCUGGAGCCCACGCGUGGGGUGCAGAUAUCGUAUCCACACCUGGGGCCUCUUGGCACAGCUUACUCUGUAGGUUGGCUGUGGCUGGGAUGCACGGAGAGGAGCUUCCUGUUGGGAUCAUGGGGGCAGGGAAGGCAUCAGUGCAAGGUAGAGGGGAUGGUUUGUGUCUCCUGCCCUUUGAGGGAAUGCCCCUUCCAGAUGUGAAGAAGGAGGUUUGCUCUUCCCAACUGCCGUGCACAGGCGGGAGUGGGAGGCUCAGCGGCAAUCUGGUUUGCUGGGAAAGGAGCAUGUAGCUGCCUUGGAGUCGGUGUCCAGCAGCGCUUGGGCUCUGGUUCCUCCCAACACCACACCCUGUGCUCUCCUGCACCUCUUCCUCCCACCCUCAGCACUGGUGAAGGCAGAGCCGACGUGCUCUGACUUGAAAUAAAAAUGAAGUAGA
Molecule: messenger RNA, 2013 nt
Organism: Cuculus canorus (common cuckoo)
Lineage: Eukaryota; Metazoa; Chordata; Aves; Cuculiformes; Cuculidae
Gene: SNX11
Product: sorting nexin 11
Exons: 7
Coding region: 381-1043 (220 amino acids)
Biological process (GO): intracellular protein transport
Molecular function (GO): phosphatidylinositol binding
Source: RefSeq, a predicted model, not a curated record